AUGGCAAAAUCAAAAAAUCAUACAAAUCAUAAUCAAAAUAAGAAAGCACAUAGAAAUGGUAUCCGUCGCCCAAAGAUUGGAUGCUUUUUGUCUUUGAAAUAUGUAGAUCCAAAGUUUCGAUUAAAUAGAAAAUAUGCUGUACGUGGGACUUGUAGGGCAUUGAGAAAAACACAUGUUGUGUGUACGGCUAUGGAACAUACAUUUUCCAGAUUGCUGAAGGAUAUAGCUGUGCAAAAACGAGUCUCUUGUUCCACUAUUCUUCAUAAAUACUGUUGUGUAGAAUAG
Messenger RNA from Pneumocystis murina B123, 285 nucleotides. RefSeq lists its product as hypothetical. Lineage: Eukaryota; Fungi; Ascomycota; Pneumocystomycetes; Pneumocystales; Pneumocystaceae. Gene Ontology annotation, biological process: cytoplasmic translation. Gene Ontology annotation, cellular component: ribosome; cytosolic large ribosomal subunit. Gene Ontology annotation, molecular function: structural constituent of ribosome. Bases 1 to 285 code for a protein of 94 amino acids. The record is from RefSeq and is a predicted model, not a curated record. The transcript has 5 exons.